AUUCUAGUAAACUAUCUCUAAACAUUUAUGAGUCAGAUUUGAUUUGUAAUGAAUGUGUUUCCCAUUUUAGUUAUUCUUGGAGAGUUACUGAACUGUUAUGGAUACGACAAUCUAUCACAAAAUAAAAAAGCUGCACAGAGUUCAACCUGGCCUUGCGGUAAGUCCUGCUCUCUAUAUAGAGCGGAGAACGCAGUAGAUGAUGACAUUGGCACUUGUUCUAGGAGUGAAGUCUUUGGUCAUAACAGUCCGAUUAAAUCUGCUUGGUGGUAUGUUGACCUCGGUGAGACAGAAAGUAUAUACAGAAUCAACAUUCUCUACAGGGACUACACUGGGUAUGUACAGAGACAAAGAGGACGAAUGGCCGGUUUUUCUUUAUUUAUCUCAAACAGCACACAGAAACAGGACGGUCAUCUCUGCUACAAAGAUAAGAAUGGGUUGCCUCCCUUGAAUUUUAGUAUAAUUUGCUCCGGACAUGGCCGUUAUAUUAUAUUUUAUAAUGAACGAUUUGAUGGAGUAACAUACCCGGAAGGCUACGAGUCUAAAACUCUAAUAGAACUAUGUGACGUCGUUAUUGAAGGAUGUGAAUCAGGAAGGUAUGGAGAUAACUGUAGGCUAAACUGUCCAAUCAAAUGCCCGGAUCAUAUGUGUGACAUCGAGAGUGGUGAUUGUUUGACGUGUCUAGCAGGGUGGCAAGGACCUAAAUGCCAGGAAGGAUGCAAAAAUAGAACAUAUGGUCCGAGAUGUAUGUACAGGUGUGGACACUGUUUUAAUGAUGCGCCUUGUGACGUAGAGACCGGAAGUUGUGGAUCUGAAUGUGACCCUGGCUAUCGUGGAGACCUUUGCAAACAGGCUUGUGAAAAUGGGAGUUAUGGACCAAGUUGCAAUUUCACUUGUGGCCAUUGUUUUAAUGGAGAACUCUGUGAUAAGACUACAGGAGUGUGUAGCACAGGAUGUGUCCCUGGGUAUUUUGGAGAUAGAUGUCACAAAGAAUGUUUGCCGGGAUUGUUUGGAAAGAAUUGCAGUUAUCCCUGCAGUGGCCAUUGUUCACACAACGAGAGUUGCCAUCAUGUUGAUGGGAGAUGUAAAAGAGGGUGCGCUGCCGGAUACAUAGGAAAUAAGUGUAAUCUUGUUUGUGAACCUGGCUUUUAUGGUAUAAACUGUACAGAGAUAUGUUCCGUAGGAUGUCAAGACAACUGUAACCAUGUUGACGGUUUUUGUAGAUGUACUGCUGGGUGGACGGGGUUCCCGAAGUGUACCAUUGAAUGUCCUCCAAACUUUUUCGGAAUUGACUGCCGACGCCGAUGCAGUGGUCACUGCAGUAACAAUGACACCUGUAGUAGGCAUGACGGGACAUGUGAAGGCGGCUGUCAGGAACCAUUUAUUGGUCGUCUCUGUGAUCAUCAAAAUUUUACUGAGUAUCAAGAAGAAAAAUUUUGCGUUUUCAAGCAUUUUUCUACUUCGUGGAUUGCAGGAAUGACCGUUUCUCUUACAUCAAAUUUAUUUGCAAUUUUCAUUAUCAUUUUUGAAAUACGACACUGUCAAUUAAAAGCAAAAGCAAACAAAAGACCAGAAAAGUAUAUUACAAUGACAGAUUCAGGAACUUUGAACAAUGAAGGCGCAGCUCAUCAGUAUGAGGAAAUAAUUAACCCCAUUAAUUAGGAAUUCUUGUAAAAUGAAUUCUACUGGUGCUCUUCUCUCUCUGUAGAAAGAACAAACUUUUAGUAGUUACAAUUUACAAUUUAUGUAUAAGCACAAAUAAAAAACGUAAAGUUAUAAACUUAUCACUGAUUAUAAUAAACAUGUGACUUGUAAUAUGCAUUAUUAUAUGUCUCUAAACUUAUUUAGUUGGGUAGAUUUACAUACUGUAUGUAGUUUUGAUCUUCUUUAAGCUAAUCUGUUAUUCUCUAACUCUUUUCAUCUGACCAUCACACUGCUUCCAUCGUGACUCUCAAUGUUUUGGACAUUUUAUACAAUGUUAUCGAUAAAUGGAAAAAAUGUACAUAUAUAAAUGGUAAGUUUAAUGUUUAUUUGUAUUCAGCUUUUGCGUUAAUAAACUGAUGACAGGGAAGCUUAUUCUCACGCUGUGUACUAGAUGAGGGGUUAAUUACAAUCAAGAGGAGAGAGGCUGCAUAACAUCUUUGAGAACAUACUCUUGAGUAUCGAAUAAACACUUUAUACAGGAGAUUAACUACCUAAAUAGGAAAAUUUACAUAGCAUUCUUUGUAAGUUGACCGUUAUCUUCUAUAUUCAGACAAAUAUCCACCAAAGCUGAGGAGGAAAUGUCGAGUUAAGGACAUUGCUCUUUUGGAAGAAAACAAUAUGUUCAAGUUAUUUGGAAUCACAUCAUUUGAAGUAUAAAAUGACCAUCCAUUUUUAUUUCCUUGAUCAAAUAUUAGAAUUUAUUUACAAACUACAUCAAAAGGCAUAAAUAAGUGAACAACCAGAGCAUUCUAUUUCAGGGAAAUGAGGUUUACAGAUUUUUUUAUGAAAACUUGUUAAAUAUUUCCUUCGUUUACUUUGGGUGUGUGUUAUUAUGUAAUGAUAUCAAUGGUUCUAAAGACAUUAAGGAAAAAAUAUUAUGAUUGCAUGAAACCUUGUCAAAAACUGACAAUCUUUGCGCGGAAGGAACAAUAAUUUCUUUUUCAAUAAUUUUUUUACAAAAAUAUAUUCUUUUAUUUUUCACAAAAAUAUACAUGUAAAUCAAAUCAAACUUUGCUUCUUAUCAGCAGUAAAUUAUUUGGUAGUUUUUUUUAAUUAUUGCUGGUAUUUGCUUAAGAUUUCUAGUGGACAACCACGCAGGCUUAUACAGAGCAAAUACAGCAUCAAAAGUUGUAGUAAUUCUAAUCAUGUUUCUUACAAUUGCUAUCCUAGGAAAAUUAAUGAACUGUUUCGGAUAUGGUAAGUAAACUUUGAAACAUUGUCAAAGAUAUCAGAGUCUGAUGUGAUUGAACCAAAGAUAGGGGGUUGGGGUUAAGGUAUUAUUUGCUUAAGAUGUAUAUUUAUAACAAUCAAGGAAAUACAAUUUAUAUCAUAAUUUGAAUUUUUGAUGAUUUGUUUGAUUGUUUUCUCUAAUAACUGAAUGAACUUGGCACUAAUAAUUUUUCAUAUUGAUUUUUUA
Saccostrea cuccullata (small rock oyster) is the source of this 3118-nucleotide messenger RNA. RefSeq names its product multiple epidermal growth factor-like domains protein 11. Gene Ontology annotation, molecular function: scavenger receptor activity. Lineage: Eukaryota; Metazoa; Mollusca; Bivalvia; Ostreida; Ostreidae. The transcript has 11 exons. The coding region runs from base 49 to 1659 and encodes 536 amino acids. The record is from RefSeq and is a predicted model, not a curated record.